UCAUAUAACAUUACUUGAUGUCACGCCAAACCACAAGGGCGUGCUACAUCUCCAUCAGGAACUUCACUCAAAUCCACUUCCUCCCAAUCUCCACAACAACCCCAGAAGCCAACAACAUUCUCCAGCAGGUUCGCCAGCGCUCCAACCGCGGCCUACUCACGGAAGCUCUCUCACUUUUCUACAAUGCGCCGCCGUUGCUUCGCUCUCAGCAAACUUACGCCAUUCUUUUCCACGCCUGUACUCUCCAUGGAAACCUCCAACAAGGCCUGCAUUUACACCAACACAUGGUUUCCCAUUACGGGUUACACCCAUUUGACCUCUUCGUGACCAAUCACUUAAUCAACAUGUACUGUAAAUUUGGGUACUUAGACUAUGCGCAGCGGCUCUUCGAUGAAAUGCCUAAACGGAACCUUGUUUCUUGGACCGCCCUCAUUUCUGGCUAUGCCCAACAUGGGCAUCAUACCAAGUCUUUUAGAAUGUUUUCUGGGAUGUUAUUACAUUUUCGUCCAAAUGAGUUCGCGUUCGCCAGCGUGCUUAGUUCAUGUGGUUACGUGGGUGGCAAGCAAGUGCAUGCGCUGGCGGUGAAGAUGUGUUUGGAUGCUUAUGAAUUCGUGGCCAAUUCGCUUGUAAAUAUGUAUAGUAAGAAUUGUGGUUUUGGUGGUAGUGUAGAGGAGGCUUGGAAGGUGUUCGAGAAUAUGGAGUUUAGAAAUGUGGUUUCUUGGAAUUCGAUGAUUGCAGGGUUUCACUACUGUAACUCUGGAGAGCAAGCUAUCAAACUUUUCGUGAAUAUGCGGCAUGAGGGUAUUGAAUUUAAUCGUGCCACAAUUCUUAGUGUUUUGACGUCCUUGUGUGGAUGUUAUGAUAUGGAUGUUUACUUUGGUCUAAAUUUUUGUUUUCAAUUGCACUGCUUGAGUGUCAAAACUGGGAUUAUUUCAGAAAUUGAAGUAACAACAGCUCUGGUGAAAGCUUACUCAGGCCUUGGAGGAGAUAUUGCUGAAUGUUACAGGCUUUUCUUGGAGAGGAGAUGCAGUUGGGAUAUUGUUUCAUGGACGGGAAUAAUAACAGCAGUAGCGGAAAGUGAACCAGAAGAAGCUCUGUUCCUCUUUUGUCAGUUGUGUCGAGAGGGCUUGACUCCAGACUGCCUUACUUUCUCAAUUGUACUAAAGGCUUGUGCAGGUCUUUUGACAGAUCGACAUGCGAUGACAGUUCAUUCGCAAGUAGUAAAGGCUGGGUUUGAGGGAGAUAUUGUCCUUGCAAAUGCUUUAAUCCAUGCCUAUGCAAGGUGUGGAUCCAUUGUCUUAUCCAAGCAAGUAUUCAAGGAAAUGGAGUUUAGGGAUUUGGUUUCUUGGAAUUCUAUGCUUAAGGCUUAUGCCUUGCAUGGUAAAGCCAAAGAAGCCUUGCAACUCUUUUCAACAAUGAAUGUCCAACCAGAUUCUGCAACUUUUGUUGCUUUACUUACAGCUUGCAGCCAUACUGGAUUGGUGGAAGAAGGAAAUGAAGUCUUUAACUCCAUGGCUGAUAAACAUGGUGUCACUCCUCAACUAGAUCAUUAUGCCUGCAUGGUUGAUAUUCUUGGGCGAGCUGGGCGAAUUCUUGAGGCUGAGAAGCUUAUAAAUAAAAUGCCUAUGGAGCCUGAUUCUGUUGUUUGGAGUGCAUUGCUGGGGUCAUGUAGAAAGCAUGGGGUGACACAUUUAGCUGAGUUAGCAGCAGCUAAACUGCAGGAGUUAGAGCCUGGAGACUCAUUAGGUUAUGUACAAAUGUCAAAUGUAUAUUGCUCAAGUGGCAGUUUCAGUAAAGCAGGGCUAAUUAGGAAAACAAUGAAGGGGUAUAAAGUGCGAAAGGAACCUGGUUUAAGUUGGGUUGAGAUUGAGAAUCAAGUUCAUGAAUUUGCCUCUGGAGGCAAGCGUCAUCCGCAAAGAAAUGCCAUAUGUACAAAGCUCAGUGAACUGAUUGGGCAGUUAAAGGAGAUGGGUUACGUUCCAGAGACAAGCUUGACCUUGCAUGACAUAGAAGAGGAGCACAAAGAAGAGCAACUAUACCAUCAUAGUGAGAAGUUAGCUUUGGUGUUUGCCAUAAUGAAUCAAGAAACUAUGCGCUCUGAAGGCAGUGCAAUAAAAAUUAUGAAGAAUAUCAGAAUUUGUGUUGACUGCCAUAACUUCAUGAAGUUAGCAUCAGAUCUUCUUCAAAAGGAGAUUGUUGUGAGAGACUCAAACCGUUUUCACCAUUUUAGAGAUAGAAAAUGCUCUUGCAAUGAUUAUUGGUAAUAAACUAGAGUUACUCAACCAAAGUAUGGGUAAUGAGUUCGUGAUUAUGUGUUCUUGGUCAAGCAUGCAAUUCCUAAGACAGGUAGUGUUCCUUAAAGCACUGAGAUCAUGGUCAAACUAGUGCUAUUCAAUUUUGAACUAAAUGUUGAGGUUAUUUUUUGAGCAAUGUUAUUAGUAAAACACAUUGCUUUGACAGAGUUCAGGCAUAAAAUAUAUUGCAUCUACAGAAUUCAGGUGUAAAACAUAUUGCGGUUACAGAAUUCAGGCAUAAUUUUAUUUUAGUGGAA
Molecule: messenger RNA, 2551 nt
Organism: Mangifera indica (mango)
Lineage: Eukaryota; Viridiplantae; Streptophyta; Magnoliopsida; Sapindales; Anacardiaceae
Product: pentatricopeptide repeat-containing protein At1g71420
Exons: 1
Coding region: 18-2264 (748 amino acids)
Biological process (GO): RNA modification
Molecular function (GO): zinc ion binding; RNA binding; protein binding
Source: RefSeq, a predicted model, not a curated record